CUCUGCCCCUCUAUAUAUAAUUAAACUAAACACCAUUGAAUGACUCUCACUCUCCGUUUUCAAAGGUGUCAUCGUUAAAUCUCAUUCUCUAGUAUCUUCUCUAUCUGCAGCUAUCUUGAUUACUCAUUUUGUUAAUUGGUUUGUUGAUAUUGGUGCAUUUCAUUGAGAAGGUGUAUUCACUCCUUAGAGGAAAGAAAAAAGAGAAAAAUGUGGUGACAUUGUUGGAGUCUGAUACUAACAAUAAAAGUAGUAUUAAUAUUAACAAUUUUAAUUACAAUCAUAAUAAUAAUAUUCCUCAGUUGAAGGCAAGGAUGUUGGCUAUUUUCAAAAGCAGUUUGGUUGAUCCACCAAAAGAGCUCAACAGCCCUGCUUCAAUGGAUUCAUCCACAAACUCUAUGCUUCCCAAUGAGAUCCUUCACCAUUUCUUGUCAUCUGAUCCUUCCAAUGCUUUCUCCAUGAAUUUUGGAAAUGAUGCUCUUCUUGCUUAUUCCCCAUCAAAAAAGCCAUCAGUUCAUCAUGGAAUGUUUUGUGGUUUGGACAAUAUAUACUGUGCAUUCAUGGGAGGUCUGAACAACCUAAGCCAGCUCAUAAAACAGUAUAGACUAUCAAAGGGAAGCAAUGAUGCCAUGUUUACAAUUGAAGCUUAUAGGACACUACGUGAUAGGGGUCCAUACCCUGCUGAUCAGGUUCUCAAAGAGCUUGAUGGCAGUUUUGCAUUUGUCAUAUAUGAUGACAAGAAUGGAACAAUUUUUGUUGCAUCAGAUUCAAAUGGAGAUAUUGGACUCUUCUGGGGCAUUGCAGCUGAUGGAUCUGUAGUUAUUUCUGAUAGCAAGGAGCUUAUUAAAGCAAGCUGUGCUAAAUCAUUUGCACCAUUUCCCUCUGGGUGCAUGUUUCACAGUGGGCAUGGACUGAUGAGUUAUGAGCAUCCAAAUAGGAAGCUGAAGGCAAUGCCAAGGGUUGACAGUGAGGGGAUCAUGUGUGGGGCCACUUUCCUCGUUGACUCCCAAUCAAGGAAGUCUAUCAUGCCACGUGUUGGAAGUGAAGCCAACUGGGCUGUCUGGGGCCCACAAGCCUAACUAUUAUUAAUUAACCAAUAUAAUCCAAUACUCUUCUUCUUUUUAGACAAACAUGUGUUUGAAUUUGGUACUUUGCAGCAUGAUUCUGGUGUGACAUUUUCUUUAUAUGGUAGAUUUCUCAAUUUGAACAGCAGCUACGAAAAUGCAUAUAUUAAAAGAAUCAAUAAUAUCUAUAUUACAGUAUUUCUACUUGUUAUUCUGAAUAAAAUUACUAACAAAAAUUGAAACCUCUAUUUAAAUCCUUAUUUAAAGCUAUUCAGCUUAAAGAGAAAUAGCAGUAAGAAAAAGAGAAAAAUGAGGUUCCACGUCAGCAACGUUUAAACGGCACUUUGCCAAGGGAUUAACGGGAAUGUAUGUGGAGUUUAUGGGAUUUAGUUGGUCAUUUAUUAGAGUGAGAAACUAAAAUUUCAAAGAAAGUUUUAGGUAUUUACUCGAUUGAAAAAUGCUUCUUUUCUGUGAACUUGCGUGUUACGUUAGUUUCUACUAUAACAUUUUUUUCUUUCUUCAACAAAACAAUAACCGGAUUAACACUUAAAUUUGGGAUACAAUUUGAAACAAAUUUGUAUAUUUUUCACAUAUGUAUGUAUAUGAAAUUUAAAACUAAAUUGUUAGUUAAUAUUUUCAGAUACAUGCAGCACUUUGUUAAUAUAUUAUGCAAUCUAAAUUUAAUUUAUAAUUUCGGUAUAUAUAAUCACUGUGAUCUGUUAGAAAAUACAUUUGUUCCAAGUGUUAUGCCAUAACAACUUACUUAUCCAUAUGCAAAUUAUAGUUUGCAAAUGGCAGUGCCCUUCAGCAUGUCCUUCGAUGUCAUAAACAAUAAAAUGAACUAUACGUGUGUUAAGAGAUAUCUAAACUAGUAUAGUGACCCAUAUUCUAUUAUCAGAAAAAUCGUGAUGUACACCAUGUACAAGGAAGUAAGGAGUUACAGGAAUUAAGGUUUUUAAUGACAUUGAAAUAGGGGGGAAAAAGUAGUUCCUUUAACCUACAAAAGCAAGAUCCCAUCCCUUUCAAAAAAUGCAACCUUGAACAAAUUGUGGUUUGAUGAAGAGGCUAGAGUUGUUGGCCAUAGCUGG
Messenger RNA from Arachis ipaensis, 2149 nucleotides. Its product is annotated as stem-specific protein TSJT1-like. The record is from RefSeq and is a predicted model, not a curated record. NCBI's taxonomy places the organism in Eukaryota, Viridiplantae, Streptophyta, Magnoliopsida, Fabales, Fabaceae.